This is a messenger RNA of Panthera uncia (snow leopard), 2479 nucleotides long. RefSeq names its product DBF4 zinc finger (gene DBF4). Gene Ontology annotation, biological process: regulation of cell cycle phase transition; positive regulation of nuclear cell cycle DNA replication. Gene Ontology annotation, cellular component: Dbf4-dependent protein kinase complex; nucleus. The record is from RefSeq and is a predicted model, not a curated record. Gene Ontology annotation, molecular function: zinc ion binding; protein serine/threonine kinase activator activity; nucleic acid binding. Lineage: Eukaryota; Metazoa; Chordata; Mammalia; Carnivora; Felidae. The transcript has 12 exons. The coding region runs from base 301 to 2331 and encodes 676 amino acids.
CGCGCGGCGUGAGAGAGGGCGGGGCGCGCGUACGGGCGCCGCGGCCGCGUGACGCGUUUUCAAAUCUUCAACCGCCGCAGCCCACUCGUUUGUGCUUUACCUCUUCCUCCUCCGCGCCUUGGAGCCGAACCCGGCCCCGGAAACCCGGACGGUAGACGCGGCAUCUCUGCUGCGUGGGUGUGGUAGUCUGCGGAAGGGAAGAGAAGACCCGCGGAUAAAUCGGCCUCGACGCGCUGUGUUUUCGUGGCCGCCCGGCGCGACACUCUCCCAAACCCAGUAUGUAGGUGCCGGGCGGCUGCCAUGAACUCCGUAGCCAUGAGGAUCCACAGCAAAGGACAUUUCCAGGGUGGAAUCCAAGUCAAAAAUGAAAAAAACAGAUCAUCUUUAAAAUCUAUGAAAACUGAUAACAAACCAGAAAAAUCCAAAUAUAAGCCACUAGGGGGAAAAAUAUUUUACAUUGACUUACCUUCUGUCACCGUAUCUGAAAAACUGCAAAAGGACAUUCAGGAUCUGGGAGGGCGAGUGGAAGAAUUUCUCAGCAAAGAUAUCAGUUACCUUAUUUCAAACAAAAAGGAAGCUAAAUUUGCACAAACGUUGGGAAGAAUUUCUCCUGUACCAAGUCCAGAAUCUGCAUAUACUGCAGAAACCACCUCACCUCAUCCCAGCCAUGAUGGAAGUUCUUUUAAAUCUCCAGAUUCAGUGUGUUUGAGCAGAGGAAAAUUAUUAGUUGAAAAAGCUAUCAAGGACCAUGAUUUUAUUCCUUCAAAUAGUAUAUUAUCAAAUGCCUUAUCAUGGGGAGUAAAAAUUCUUCAUAUUGAUGACAUUAGAUACUACAUUGAACAAAAGAAAAAAGAAUUAUAUUUACUCAAGAAAUCAAGCACUUCUGUAAGAGAUGUGGGGAAAAGAGUAGGUAUUGGUACACAGAAAGCAAGAACAGGUAGACUUAAAAAACCUUUUGUAAAGGUGGAGGAUAUGAGCCAACUUUAUAGACCAUUUUAUCUUCAGCUGACCAAUAUGCCUUUUAUAAAUUAUUCUAUUCAGAAGCCCUCCAGUCCAUUUGAUGUAGAUAAGCCAUCUAGCAUCCAGAAGCAAACGCAGGUUAAACUAAGAAUCCAAACAGAUGGCAAUAAAUGUGGAAUCCCAAUUCAACUCCAGUUGAAAGAGAAGAAAAAAAAAGGAUACUGUGAAUGUUGCUUGCAGAAAUAUGAAGAUCUUGAAACUCAUCUUCUAAGUGAGCAACAUAAAAACUUUGCACAGAGUAAUCACUAUCAAGUUGUUGAUGAUAUUGUAUCUAAGUUAAUUUUUGACUUUGUGGAAUAUGAAAGAGACAUGCCUAGAAAUAAAAGAAUAAAAUACAGUAUUGGAUCCCUUUCUCCUAUUACUACAAGUGUCUUGAAAAGGUCUGAACCAAAAGAAAAGCUAGAAUUGCAACAUACUUCUCACAAAGACUUCAAGGAAAAUAAUGUACAGGUAGUUGAGCAGCGUUUCCUGUAUAAAGAAGUCCAGGAACCUGAACGGAAGUUUGUGUUUAUUUCAGAAUGCAUCCCCUGCCCUUCAAGUGAAUUGAGAGGACUCGAUGAGAAAGCAAAUAGUAAAUGUUCCAAGUUAAAUCCAGUUGAAAAUGACCUAAAACAAAAUUUUACACAUCUACCUCCACGUAAAAAUAAACAGGGAUGUAUUCUUGACAUUUCUGAACAUAAAUUAAUGAUAAAUGAAAGUGACUUAGAAGAACUAAGUGUAGAUCGCUGUCCAUGUAGGCUACAGACAUCUGUACAAGUUUCUAACGUCAGUAUGGAUAAUACUGCAUCUCAACCAAAACAAAAGUCAGAUACUGUGCUUUUUCCAGCAAAGAAUGUGAAGGAAAAGGACCUUCAUUCAAUAGUUGGUCAUGAUUCUGGUCUGUUAGCAAUAAACAGUUCACAGGAGCACCUAACAGUUCAAGCAAAGACUCCAUCCCAAAGUCCCCCUGAGGAACCCAGUGAAUGCAACUUCAACAAUGUGGAUAGUUUACCUUCUGGUAAGAUCCAUCGGAAAGUGAAAAUAUUAUUAGGAAGAAAUAAAAAAGAAAAUCUGGAACCAAAUGUGGAAUUAGAUAAGAAAAGAACUGAAUUUAUUACACAAGAAGGAAACAGAAUUUGUAGUUCACCAGUACAAUCUCUACUAGACUUGUUUCAGACUAGUGAAGAGAAGUCAGAAUUUUUGGGUUUCACAAGCUACACUGAAAACAGUGGUAUAUGUGAUGUUUUAGAUAUUUGGGAAGAAGAAAAUUCAAAUAAUUUGUUGUCAGUGUUUUUCUCUUCCCCUUCAACUUCUACAUUUACUGGCUUUUAGACUUGAAAUACUUUUCAGAAGUGAUGAAGAUCAUAUUCUUGAAAAUUUUAAUAAUGUGUAUGAGAAUGCUUGGUUUAUUUUCUUUUUGCCAACUUUGUUUACAGAACUAAGUGUAAAUAUUAACAAUAAAGGUGAUGUUUGCAUUUUU